Octopus bimaculoides (California two-spot octopus) is the source of this 582-nucleotide messenger RNA. RefSeq names its product protein ZBED8L. Lineage: Eukaryota; Metazoa; Mollusca; Cephalopoda; Octopoda; Octopodidae. The record is from RefSeq and is a predicted model, not a curated record.
AUGAUGAACAAUUUUUUAAAGAAACAUGAUCUAGACUGGUUGAAUUGUUUGACAGUGUGCACUGAUGGAGUUCCAUUAAUGAUGGGAAAUCGUUUGGGUUUUGUUACUCACAUUAGAGCAGGAAAUCCUGAUUCUAUAAUAAUUCACUGUUUUUUGCAUCAAGAAAAGCUUGUUUCUCAUCGCUUGAAACCAGACCUCCAUGCAAUUCUAAAUGAUGCUAUCCAAAUUGUGAAUUUUGUCGAGGCCAGGGCUUUAAACUCACGUAUUUUCCAUAAAAUAUGUGAAGAGAUGGGAUCAUAUCACCAAGACUCGCUGUUCCCCUCUGACGUCCGUUGGUUAUCUCAAGAAAAAAUUCUUGGAAGUGUUAUUGAACUAAAAACUGAAAUUGAAAUCUUUCUCUAUGAGAAAAAGUAUGCACUUUCAGGUUGCUUUCAAGACGUUGCUUGGCUGAUGAAGUUUUCUUAUUUGGGUGACAUCUUCAUGCACCUGAGUGAACUGAAUUCAGACAUGGAGGGUCGAAAUCAUACCAUGGUGGACAUAGGGGAGAAAAUUGUCUCAUUCAAGAAAAAAAUUGCUCUUUAG